GCAUUAUCUCAAGUAAUUAAGAGUUGCUUUCGAUCACUAAUCUGCCUUUUAUUUAGUUUCUCUUGAGACACUUGUUUUGGAAACAUGAAUAAGUACAACAUAAGUACCAUCUUCAGUUGUUGGCUUCUGUUGUUUCUUUCUCAGCAGGCAAUAUGCACUACAGCUCAAGUACCAGAUGAGGUUGAAGGGGAGUUUGAAUAUAUCCCGGGGAGCGAGAGGGGUCCGGCACGCUGGGGAUUCCUUAGGGAAGAAUGGGCAAAGUGUAGGACUGGACGCAGGCAAUCUCCCAUAAACAUUGUGAAUUCGAUAGUCAGAAAAGUCCACAACAGAGGGCAGCUAAAGUUCAACUAUAAGCCUGCUAAUGCAAUCGUACGUAAUUCAGGUCAUGACAUCGCGAUUGAAUGGACUGGUGCUGCCGGAUCAGCUCAAUUCAAUGGCGUUAACUACUCCCUCGUACAAUGCCACUGGCACUCACCCGCCGAGCAUCUCAUCAAUGGCAGGAGGUAUGACUUGGAGUUGCACAUGGUUCACACAAACUCAAGCGAUAUAGUCGCGCUUGUUGUUUCUCAGCUAUACCAAAUUGGCCGUCCCGAUCCAUUUCUCUCACAGUUCACGGCGGAAAUAACAUCUCUGAUUAACCAAGUGGGAAAUAGGACAAAGGGCGUGGUCGAUCCAAGAAGCGCAAGAACGGAUUCUGCCAACAUGUUUUACAAUUACCUUGGCUCUCUCACUACUCCUCCCUGUAAUGAAACUGUCAUUUGGAUCGUCAAUCAAACGAUAAGUACUGUUGCAAGAGAACAAGUAGCGCUGCUUCGUGAAGCUGUUUUCGAGUAUGCGGAGAUGAACGCAAGACCAGUGCAACCUCUCAAUGACCGGGAGAUCCUCCUCUACCACUAAGAAUGAAGUUGCGGAUCAUGAUCAGCUGUCAUAAAUUUAUAUAUAUUUGGCAGUUGGGGAAUAAAGCAGAAGGGAAUAAACAAGAAAUCUACUAGCUGGAUAGCUAGAACAACAAAAACUUGUAGUAUUAUCUUUGUAUAAUGUCUAAAAACUUCUGUUUGUAUG
Molecule: messenger RNA, 1062 nt
Organism: Juglans microcarpa x Juglans regia
Lineage: Eukaryota; Viridiplantae; Streptophyta; Magnoliopsida; Fagales; Juglandaceae
Product: alpha carbonic anhydrase 7-like
Exons: 7
Coding region: 85-897 (270 amino acids)
Molecular function (GO): zinc ion binding; carbonate dehydratase activity
Source: RefSeq, a predicted model, not a curated record